Molecule: messenger RNA, 1671 nt
Organism: Hemicordylus capensis (graceful crag lizard)
Lineage: Eukaryota; Metazoa; Chordata; Lepidosauria; Squamata; Cordylidae
Gene: DIRAS3
Product: DIRAS family GTPase 3
Exons: 2
Coding region: 311-907 (198 amino acids)
Biological process (GO): signal transduction
Cellular component (GO): plasma membrane
Molecular function (GO): GDP binding; GTP binding; GTPase activity
Source: RefSeq, a predicted model, not a curated record
GAGAAUAGCUGAUUGCUGGGACAGGCAAGUGAGGAAGGGUGAUCCUGAGCAGGUGCCAAGGAGCUCUUUGCACCAGCUUCAGGGUGCUCUGUUGCUUGGGGACAGAAGAGCAUUAAUGAGCAGGACUGGCUGAUCUCCCCUCUGAUGGGCAAUUAUAAUCUGAUUUCUCUUGAUGGAAGAGCUUAGGGCUGGAGGCAGAUAUUUCCCUGCUAAGAGAAGUGCUGCCUACAAAGUGAAACCAGAGGCCUGUUCUCCAAAGGGCUAUGUAAACACAAAGGACUCUUCCUUGGUUCCCAACUGAACCAGCAACAUGCCAGAACAAAGUAACGACUACAGAGUCGUCGUCUUUGGAGCUGCGGGUGUCGGUAAGAGUUCCCUGGUUCUUCGUUUUGUAAGGGGAACCUUCAGGGAAACAUACAUCCCUACUGUUGAAGACACUUACCGCCAAGUGAUCAGCUGUGACAAGAACAUCUGCACCCUCCAGAUCACAGACACCACUGGAAGCCAUCAGUUCCCUGCCAUGCAAAGACUCUCCAUCUCCAAAGGCCAUGCCUUCAUGUUGGUGUACUCCGUGACCAGCAGGCAGUCCGUAGAGGAGCUUCAUCCCAUCUACGAACAGAUCUGCCAAAUCAAAGGAGAUAUCCAGAAGGUCCCUAUCAUGUUGGUGGGCAACAAGAGUGAUGACCCCCAGAGAGAGGUGGAUGCCAGUGAAGGAGAAGUCCUUGCCAGCCAGUGGAAAUGCUCCUUCAUGGAGACAUCCGCCAAAAUGAAUUACAAUGUGCAAGAGCUUUUUCAAGAGCUCUUGAAUUUGGAAAAGAGAAGAAGUGUAAGUCUCCAAGUGGAUGGCAAGAAAUCAAAGCAGCAGCGGAAGAAGGAUAAACUGAAAGGCAAGUGUUCAGUCAUGUGAGUGGCUAGAUUCUGCUCUUCCUGUGUCAUUACAAUGAAAGCAGAGACUUAAUCUUGCAGAACACUUUCAUGUACACUGGGAAAUGGCUGGGUAUAAAGGCUUUCCAAGAACUGCUUUGUUUUGUUAGGCUUGCUAAUGUAUUUUGGUUAGAGUGUUUGAAUAUUUGAUGGAAGCUGGGUUUUGCAUGUUUUGUACUACACAAGCCAACCUGUUAGAAAAUGCUGAUCAUCACACUCCUCUGCAGCAGCCAGUGUUAUCCACUGUGUAAUAGGACAGGUUGUUAAUGGUAAAAUGAUAAAAAGCAACAGAAUACAGAAAUAACCUAAUGCCUGCAUUUUAGUGCUGCUUUUAAAAGAUAUUCUGCAACGUAUCACUAACCCCCAGCUUAUGCAAAUACUUAGGGCAACAAGUGAUCCUAGGUUUGUCGCAACAGGGCUACAGCCAAUAAGCCAGAAACAAAGUAUUUUUGUCUACUGUUUGUAUAUACAUAAAGCGGGCGGGCGGGCAGGGGGGAUGCUUUCAGACCUAUACUUAGCCAGGGUAAAAUCAAACACUGGCCACUGUCAGGACCAGAUUAUUUUUGCUUACUGGGUUUUUGUUUGUUUGUUUUGAACAUGUACAUAUAUGUAGGGAAGGAGAAGCUGCAUUCCUUACCAAAGACAUUCUAGUUGUUUCUAUUACAUGUUGAACUUUCAAAUGUGGUGGUGUACAUCGCAAGGAUUUUAUGUGGAUGAUUGAAUGAUUAAAGUGAUUUGAGUAUCUAA